AUGGAUGUCAGCCCGCAGCAGAGGGAACUUGUAGAGCAGGUGAAGAUCUGGUUCACCUGCACAGAGAUGGAGGCCUUGGUUCAGACGGCCGUCCAAUUUGCGGACGCCAACUGCUCGGUGUUCGAGCCCGAACUGGGCGAGCACAAGCUCGAGUACACCCGGCUGCACAACGAAUUCAAGCAGCUUUUCGAGGACAGGCUGAAUUCCUUCUUGUCCAGCAUCGGUGCAACGCCUGAGGCGUUCUACGAAGCCUUCGAAAAGAUCGGACGGGAGGAAGGAGGCGACGUGCAGGGACUUGCAGAAAUCAUGUAUACGUGCCUGCAGUACGAGUUCUUCUGCCAGAUUAUGUGCGAGCGGAAGCGCGAAAUGGAGAUCCAACAGGCUGCUGGUGUGCCUCCGGCUCCUCCACCGGUGCCUGGUGGCUACGGAGAUACCAGAGUGGAAGGCUACGGCGCUGGUGCACCUCCGGCACCUCCCUGA
Molecule: messenger RNA, 480 nt
Organism: Symbiodinium natans
Lineage: Eukaryota; Dinophyceae; Suessiales; Symbiodiniaceae
Source: the annotation of a GenBank genome assembly